Exophiala spinifera is the source of this 1584-nucleotide messenger RNA. RefSeq lists its product as uncharacterized. Gene Ontology annotation, molecular function: hydrolase activity, acting on carbon-nitrogen (but not peptide) bonds. NCBI's taxonomy places the organism in Eukaryota, Fungi, Ascomycota, Eurotiomycetes, Chaetothyriales, Herpotrichiellaceae. The coding region runs from base 1 to 1584 and encodes 527 amino acids. The transcript is spliced from 4 exons. The record is from RefSeq and is a predicted model, not a curated record.
AUGGCUGAUAGAUCCAUCCUUCUUCAAGGCGGACUUGUCCUCACCCACUCCUCCUCCCCAGAUGACCAUGUGAUUCCCCUGCACGACACCGACGUGCUGAUCGUCGGGAACGUGAUUUCUCAAAUUGCCAAGGGCAUCAAGGCUCCCUCGAAAGACACCGAGACGAUCGACUGUCGUGGCAAGAUCGUCUCCCCUGGUUUCAUCGACACGCACCACCAUCUGUGGCAGACGCAGCUGAAGGGCAGGCAUGCCGACGAAGGCCUAGUAGCGUAUAUGGUGUCUGGCAACAUGGUAUCGUACGCGUACACUUCUUCAGACGUAUACUGGGGCCAGUUGGCCGGUUGUCUCGAGGCGAUCAACUGCGGUACGACUCUCGUUCUCGACCAUGCACAUGUCGUCUAUACUCCUGAGCAUGCAAAUGCAGCAAUAGCAGCUACUGCGGACUCCGGCAUCCGGUCCAUCUUCGCGUACUCGGUUGCCCUGAGGAUGACCGAGUGGAGUGAGACUGGUUGUGUGCCGAGCGGCGAGCUUCUUCCGGAAUGGGCACUAUCUCAACUUGGGCGCCUAGUUGAGCAGUAUAAUCGGAACCCGCAGGAUCAUGAUGCGACCGUGGAAAUUGGGCUAGGAUUCGACCUGUGGUUCUUGCCCAAAGAUAUGAUCCUCGGCUUAUUGAAAGAAUUGGGGUCCAAGGGCCUCAGAGUCGUCACGACACAUGUCAGUAGAAAUGCUCUUCAGGGUUUCCAUUCCGUCAUUCAACUGCUUUCGUCCUACGACCUUCUUCAACCACCGUAUCCCCCGCCUGGGACAUACACGGGGGGCGGUGCGAGGUUACCAUUUCUGCUCCUGUCGCACUGCAACGGAGUCGAGGAAGAAGAUCUCUCAGUGGUCGCUUCAAAGGGGGCCCCAAUCUCUAGCACGCCUGACACAGAGGCGCAAAUGGGUAUGGGAUGGCCCGUUGGACAGCAUCGGAUAUUCAGGAAGGGUGAGGCAAAAUCCACGAAUGUCUCUCUAGGGGCCGACUGCCACAGCAACAACCCGUCCAGCAUUGUCCUACAGGCUCGAGCAUUGCUUCAGCUUGCGAGGCUUGAGAAGAAUAACCGCAUCAUAGCUGACGGUCGGUUCCCGCGGGAAAAGGUCCUCGGUUCAUCCGAAGCAGCGUACAAUCUCAUGACCAUCCGCGGUGCGAGGUGCUUAGGUCUCGAAAACGAGGUGGGAAGUAUAGCGCUGGGGAAAAAGGCGGAUAUAGUUGUGUUCGACGCGGAGCAUAGUGUCGGGAUGCUCGCGGCUGCAGAUCACGAUCCAGUCACCGCGAUUGUACGAUUCAGCGAAGCUGCGGACAUAGACACCGUGAUUGUGAAUGGUACUGUGAGAAAGAGAGACGGGAAGAUCGUGGAUGUCGGUGUGAGCAUGCCCUUGGAUGCGGAGCGGAAGACGAUAAUGGCAUGGUCGGAUAUCGCUGGUGAAGUUCGUAAAUCUCGAAAGGAGAUCCAGGCUCGUAUUGACGGACUGAAUCUGGCGCGUGGAAAGGAUGUGAUGCUGAGUAUGUUUCAUGUGGAUGAGUCGAAGUUGGUUGAUGCCAGCUAG